Molecule: messenger RNA, 2131 nt
Organism: Erinaceus europaeus (western European hedgehog)
Lineage: Eukaryota; Metazoa; Chordata; Mammalia; Eulipotyphla; Erinaceidae
Gene: DCAF15
Product: DDB1 and CUL4 associated factor 15
Exons: 13
Coding region: 33-1793 (586 amino acids)
Biological process (GO): protein ubiquitination
Cellular component (GO): Cul4-RING E3 ubiquitin ligase complex
Source: RefSeq, a predicted model, not a curated record
GGUUGCUCCGGAAGUGGAGGGAGGGGGUGAAAAUGGCGCCCAGCUCGAAAUCGGAGCGGAACAGCGGGGCCGGGAGCGGCGGCGGCGGCCCCGGGGGCGCCGGGGGGAAGCGAGCCGCGGGGCGGCGGCGGGAGCACGUCCUCAAGCAGCUGGAGCGGGUCAAGAUCAGCGGGCAGCUCUCCCCGCGCCUGUUCCGGAAGCUGCCUCCCAGAGUCUGCGUGUCCCUCAAGAGCAUCGUGGACGAGGACUUCCUGUACGCGGGGCACAUCUUCCUGGGCUUCUCCAAGUGUGGUCGCUAUGUUCUGUCCUACACCAGCAGCAGCGGUGACGACGACUUCUCCUUCUACAUUUACCACCUGUACUGGUGGGAAUUCAACGUGCACAGCAAGCUCCGGCUGGUGCGUCAGGUGCGCCUCUUCCAGGACGAGGAAAUCUACAGCGACCUCUUCCUCACUGUGUGUGAGUGGCCCAGCGACUCCUCCAAAGUCAUCGUCUUUGGCUUCAACACACGCUCCUCCAACGGCUUGCUCAUGAACAUGAUGAUGACUGACGAGAACCACCGGGACAUCUACAUCAGCACGGUGGCCGUGCCGGCCCCCGGCCGCUGCCCCGCCUGCCAGGAGGCCAGCCGUUCGCACCCAGGUGACCCCAGCGCCCAGUGCCUUCGCCACGGCUUCAUGCUGCACACCAAGUACCAGGUGGUCUACCCCUUCCCCACCUUCCAGCCCGCCUUCCAGCUCAAGAAGGACCAGGUGGUCUUGCUCAACACCAGCUACUCGCUGGUGGCCUGCGCCGUGUCCGUCCAUGCGGCAGGCGACAGCAGCUUCUGCCAAAUCCUGUACAACCACACGGCCGCGCCGUCGCCGGGCCCCCCGACUCCCCCGGGACCCCCCAGCCCUGUGGCGCCGCCCGCCCUGCCCAGCCCCCGCCCAGAGGCCGGCCCCACCUCCGAACCCUCGCCCGCCAUCGCCAAAGCCAAGGAGUUCGUGGCCGACAUUUUCCGCCGGGCCAAGGAGGCCAAGGAGGGCCCUUCAGAGGAGACGCGGCCGCCCCCGUGCCCCAGGUCCUCGGAUGGCCGGCGCGGGGGCCUCUCGGAGCCACUCCCGGGUGGGGAGUCGGGGUCCCGAGAGGGCGCCCCCGCGGCCCCCGAGCCUGGCUACGUCAACUACACCAAGCUGCACUACGUGCUGGGUGGCGAGGCUGAGGACGAGCUGGAGGACGACAAGAUCUCGCUGCCCUUCGUGGUGACCGACCUGCGGGGCCGCAACCUCAGGCCCAUGCGGGAGCGGGCCGCCCUGCAGGGCCAGUACCUGACGGUGGAGCAGCUGACGCUGGACUUCGAGUAUGUCAUCAACGAGGUCAUCCGCCACGACGCCACCUGGGGCCACCAGUUCUGCUCCUUCAGCGACUACGACAUCGUCAUCCUGGAGGUCUGCCCCGAGACGGACCAGGUCCUCAUCAACAUCGGCCUGCUGCUCCUGGCCUUCCCGUCGCCCACGGAGGAGGGCCAGCUCCGACCAAAGACCUACCACACCAGCCUCAAGGUGGCCUGGGACCUCAACACCGGCGUGUUCGACACGGUCAGCGUGGGCGACCUCACGGAGGUCAAGGGCCAGACCAGCGGCAGCGUGUGGAGCUCAUACCGCAAGAGCUGCGUGGACAUGGUGAUGAAGUGGCUGGUGCCCGAGAGCAGCGGCCGCUACGUGAACAGGAUGACCAACGAGGCGCUGCACAAGGGUUGCUCCCUGAAGGUGCUGGCGGACAGCGAGCGCUACACGUGGAUCGUGCUGUGAGGGCCGGCCGCCCGGACACGGACUCCAACUACCUCCGGGGCCCUGGGCGCCCCUGCCUCCCACACCGCCUCCAGGCAGCCUGCCCGGCUUGCCCCGCGCCGCCCCCACCGGCUCCCAGCUGGGCGGGGCAGCCCUUUCGGAGCCUGAAUCUGGACGCUUGUUAUUUAUGCCUAUUUAAGUUGGGGGGGUGAGAGGGGGACGAGGAGGAGCCCCGCGCCUCCCCCCAUUGGCAACACGAGUGGACAGUGUACCCCCGAACCCCUCUGCUCCACGCCGCCCCCAGCCGUCCGUCCCCCGGUCCCUCCUUCCCGUAAUAAAUGUUUUAUUUCUCCACCUUG